Molecule: messenger RNA, 234 nt
Organism: Rodentolepis nana
Lineage: Eukaryota; Metazoa; Platyhelminthes; Cestoda; Cyclophyllidea; Hymenolepididae
Source: the annotation of a GenBank genome assembly
AUGAGGGCUUUUUGGGUUCUAGCAUCUUUGGGUCUUUAUGCCCAAUGGUAUUUGGGUCAUGGAGCGUAUAUUUCAAGCAAAGACGCUCUAAGUUUGCUCUCUAAAUCCCUAAAUGAUGAACGUUUAGCCAAUUUUGUCCUCCACUCACAUCGUUUUAUGGGAACUACAAAGAUAGCAAAGAAGCCCCUGGAAGGUGGAUAUUUGGAUGCUGUACCUGCUGGUCUUCUCCUGUAA